This is a messenger RNA of Mercenaria mercenaria, 7921 nucleotides long. RefSeq names its product trans-Golgi network integral membrane protein 2-like. Lineage: Eukaryota; Metazoa; Mollusca; Bivalvia; Venerida; Veneridae. The transcript has 8 exons. The coding region runs from base 43 to 2514 and encodes 823 amino acids. The record is from RefSeq and is a predicted model, not a curated record.
GCACCGUUUAUUAGUCAACAGUUGCUGAGCGAACACGUCAACAUGGAAAACUGUUUUCUUCUGUUUAUUGUAGCGAAUAUACUUGUUUUCGUUAAUUCUUUUCCAGUUGAUCUUAAAGAAGUUAUCAAUAAUAAUAAAUGUAACUUUCCACCAGUAUACUUAGCCAGUGACGAUAGAUUUGUCACACAGUUUCAACCUUGUUCCCGUCCGGAGGGGGUUCUCGCAGAUAUUUGUGCAAACAUUACAUUAGAGUCAAGUUUAUGCGAUAUCGAUGCAAUUUCAAGGUUGCCAGCUUCAAAUGUAACAUGGGAACUUUUCAAAGAAACUGAAAGAAAAGAAGAACAUUUGACAAAGAUAUGUGGGUACAUGACAACAUUUCCAUGGACUGCGGAGGAGUGUCAAAGAACAUGCAAUGAAUCAUUUUUUAUUUGUGAUUUGUAUGUGGCAAUGGAUAAAGUAUUGCGCAGAUUUUUUGAAAUGGAGGUAAAGGAUUACACAUGUCUUCAUGACUUUAUACAUUCCGGUAAGCUGAGUUUCCUCUUUCCUUAUCCACCGCGUGGAGCCCUCGACAAUUUUGAUCUGUUACAAAAAUGUGGGACACCAACAGAAGAUGAAACUGUUAAACAGCUGUGUAAUGUUAUGACAGAAGUUGCUGUGUCUUUCCUGAAGAACAGAGUUAGUGCAAAGUUUCAUGAAGAUUUAACAGUAAGAAAUGUAACAUCUCAAUGGGAUCCUUGUAGAGGAAUGUCUGCCUUUAAUACAUUCAGUGCUUCAAACAACUUCAGGUCACUUACAGAGAACUGUGGUGGACUUUGCGCAAAUCAUACAGGAAUAUGUAAAUCGAUUUAUCUUGGAUUAGAGAAAUACCAACAAGCCACAGCUGGUAGAUCAAGUUUAACUGGGUCACAACAGCCAGCACAGCAGCCUUCCGUAGCUAUUUCUGGGUCUGGACAGCCAGCGCAACAACCGGCUGGAACUUUGCCUGAGUCAGGACAGCCAGCACAACAGCCUGCUGGAACUUUGCCCGAGUCAGGACAGCCAGCACAACAGCCGGCUGGAACUUUGCCCGAGUCAGGACAGCCAGCACAACAGCCGGCUGGAACUUUGCCCGAGUCAGGACAGCCAGCGCAACAGCCGGCUGGAACUUUGCCCGAGUCAGGACAGCCAGCGCAACAGCCGGCUGGAACUUUGCCCGAGUCAGGACAGCCAGGGCAACAGCCGGCUGGAACUUUGCCCGAGUCAGGACAGCCAGCACAACAGCCUGCUGGAACUUUGCCCGAGUCGGGACAGCCAGCACAACAGCCGGCUGGAACUAUGCCCGAGUCGGGACAGCCAGCACAACAGCCGGCUGGAACUAUGCCCGAGUCGGGUCAGCCAGCACAACAGCCUGCUGGAACUUUGCCCGAGUCGGGACAGCCAGCACAACAGCCGGCUGGAACUAUGCCCGAGUCGGGUCAGCCAGCACAACAGCCUGCUGGAACUUUGCCCGAGUCGGGACAGCCAGCACAGCAGCCGGCUGGAACUAUGCCCGAGUCAGGACAGCCAGCACAGCAGCCGGCUGGAACUAUGCCCGAGUCAGGACAGCCAGCACAGCAACCGGCUGGAACUUUGCCGGAGUCAGGACAGCCAGCACAGCAACCGGCUGGAACUUUGCCGGAGUCAGGACAGCCAGCACAGCAACCGGCUGGAACUUUGCCCGAGUCAGGACAGCCAGCACAGCAACCGGCUGGAACUUUGCCCGAGUCAGGACAGCCAGCACAGCAACCGGCUGGAACUUUGCCCGAGUCAGGACAGCCAGCACAGCAACCGGCUGGAACUUUGCCCGAGUCAGGACAGCCAGCACAGCAACCGGCUGGAACUUUGCCCGAGUCAGGACAGCCAGCACAGCAACCGGCUGGAACUUUGCCCGAGUCAGGACAGCCAGCACAGCAACCGGCUGGAACUUUGCCCGAGUCAGGACAGCCAGCACAGCAACCUGCUGGAACUAUGCCCGAGUCAGGACAGCCAGCACAACAACCAGCUGGAACUAUGCCCGUGUCAGUACAGCCAGCACAGGAGCAGACCCAAGAUGAUAGAGUAACAGCUACAGCAUCAGCGCUGUCUUCAACAACGGAGGAUUAUUAUUAUAGAUAUGGUGCUGAUGAUGAUUAUAUGCCAGAUUAUGUGUUUAAAGACCCAGUACCAUUCGAAAAUCAGCUAGAUAAACCAGCUGAAAGUGUUGAUCUCAAUAAGAAACCAGAGCAAACAAAAUUAGAUAAAUCUGUUGGUUAUGCAGCUGAUGAUGAGGAGAGUUCUGGCGGUCACUUUAUGGCAUAUUUCCUGGUCUUUAUUGUACUUUCGAUUGCUGGAUAUAUCAUCUUCCAUAACAAACAAAAGAUAAUUGCGUUGGUCAUUGAGGGUAAGACUGGUAAAGGAGGUCGGCGACCAAACACUAAGGAUUACAAGCAGCUGAAGACUGAGGAUGUGAUGCCGUCGCUUGAGAAAUCCGCAUACAGCAAGGACUAUGUGUUCUAAUGUUCCGGCAGUAUGGCUUGCGGAAUGAAUCAAUCCUGACAGAAAUCCACCUUGAACAAUCUCAUGCUAUAUAUGAUGCUACAAAUAUUGUAAAAUACUCAAUGUACAUCAACAUGUGUUACAUGAUGGGCUUUGAUCACCUGGUAUUGAUAAUGAUAUAUAUAUAUGUAUAUUAUAUUGAUGUUAAUACUAUUGUUUCGCUGCAGUUUCGUAACUAGCUUCAGUGGUGGGUAAAUUCUACAUAAUGGUUUGCUCCAAUAGGGAUCACUGGUGAAAUUGCAUAUUUGUCAAAUAGAUGCAGAAAUGCUCGUUGUAAUUGUGGGAAAAUUUAAUGUUGAAGCAUUCCAAUUUACUUGCACAAACAUUCUCAGAAAUAUGACAUUCAAUUUACUAGUAAGUACAAUAAUAUGUUAAAUGUAGUCUAGGAGUGCUAUAGUACUUAUUUGUUGAAUCAGUCAGCUGACGGGGUUAGGGCGGGUAGGAAUAGAAAAAAAAUCAAAACCAGAAUUAUCUUUAGGUUUUUAAUCAACAGUGUGAUAUUUCUCAAAAUAAACAUGUUUGACAGAAGUCUAUCACAUAGUUACAGCUGUGUUUUAAAUGCUUUUUGUUGUUUAAUGAAGGAUUCAUCCUAUUGUUUAUAAAAGUGUGAUCUAUUAUUGUACAUUCCUGGCUACAUAGCUUCAUUUUUUAUUGAGCGUAUAGAAAUGUUGUUAUUGUUUUUGUUGGAAACAAAGAUCUUGAUGUUUAAGCAACACUUUCACCAAAUUCUCAAGUUGAAAAACAUGCUUGCCACAAAAUUUUCACCAUUAUUGUUUUUAUUUCCCAUGAAAGAUAAAGAAUUUAGAUAUUUUGAAAGCAAUUUGACCAGUUGCAAAUAACGUAAGCUUUUUUUUGUCUUGACUAGAUAGAGGUCAUUCUAACUUACCUUGACAUUGUAGGUAAAUCAGUUAUUUCAACAAGGUUAGAAGUUUGACAAUGUUGGUGAGUUAUUGUAAAUCAGUUAUUUUCAUCAGGUUAACCUUUAGCAUGCUAGAUAAAUUGUCGUCUGCUGGAAAUGUCGUCUGCUAAAAUUGUAAAGUUCAUUCAAUUUGCUCCAAAAUUGGAAGAAAUAUUGUCAGAGUAGCAAACAGCUUGGAACCUGAUCAGACGCCGAUUUAAUCGGCGUCUGAUCUGGUUCCAAGCUGUUUGCAAAGGCUGUUAAAUUCGCCUGCAGCAGGCUAAGGGUUAAAAAGAUCAACAAUGUUAGUAAAAGUACUUAAAAAUUGGUUAUUUUAACGAGGCUAAAAAUUGGACAGUAUUAGUUGAAUUACUAUUUUGAAGUUAAAAGUUGGGACAAUAUUAGUUGAAUUAUUAUUAUGAGACUAAAAGUUGGACAGUGUUAGUUGAAUAACUAUUUAGGAAGCAAGAAGUUGGAUAAUGUUAGUAAAAAAACUUUAAAAUCAGUUAUUUUAACAAGGCUAAUAGUACCGGUAUGUUGAUUAAGAACUCAAAAUUAGUAGGCAAGGUAGUAUAGCCAACUUGUUAAACAUGUAGGAAUAUCAGUUUGCAAAUAAAAGGUACGCGACCAUUUGCUUUUCCUGCAUUUUGGAGAUUGUAGAAGAGAAUAUUUUCAUUGACAGAUUUUUUUGUAGGAUUUGUAGGACCAAAUCUACCAGUGUGUGUGAUUUAGCUUGCUUAUAUUAGUAGGACUAUGAUUAUUUGUGCCAUUUUUUAUCAUUUUAUACGUAGUCUUGCAGUAUUUGGGACCUGCUUUGUGUAGAGUAGAUGAGAGCAGAUCAGAUGCCUUGGUAAUUUUAUUAAUGCAUAAUAAAGCAAUGAAUAUCACUGUCAGUUGGUUUGUUGACUCCCAGUAAAUAAUGUUAGAAUUUCAAUAGGCCUAUCUCUCUCAUAGUUUUGUUUUUAAAUUAAUGCUUGCUUAUGAUUUUUUUUAUUUUAAUUACUUGUGUUAUAAUAUAGUCUUCUUUAAGAUGUUCCUUGACUUUGUGUCAGGUUUUAAUCUCAGAAAUGUGUUAAACUAGGUAUUUGAGCUUUAGAUAGGAAAGUGUGAUGAGUGUAGUAUUGUGGUGAUGGUCAGUAUGGAAAAAAUAUAGGCUAUGUAUAAAGCUUGGAUAUAGUCCUCACUUUAUGUAAUAUGUCUGCACAUGCUGAUCCUAAUCUGGAGCUUUAACUGGAUCUGGAUGUCUUAAACUGUUUAUGAACAAGUAGAAAUAUCAAGGUCUGUUAUUUUAUUCAGGGUACUUGACAGAUUUACAAGUUGAAAAACCUGUAGCUUUCAGAAUUGGUUCACCAAAUUGUAGCUUAUCAGACUGGUUCACAGAUAUGUUGCUUUCAGACUGGUUCACAGGCAUGUUGCUUAUCAGACUGGUUUACAAUGGAAACACAGUAAAUAAUAUGUUUGUUAGCUAUUCACUUGUAAUAAGAUUAUAAAAGAAAAAAAAAACUAUUGAGGAUUUUUGCCACAGUUUUUACAAGAAAGUUUGAAUUUUGACUCCAUAUUCUUUGACAUUCAUCUUUGGUCAUUGAAUACUAUAUCGAAAAUAGAAAUCUGGUCAUUUUGGCAAGAUUGUUUAUAUGAUAAAUGUGGAAUGUACAGUAAGUAUUCGAUAAGAAUACAGAAAAACAUUUUUUUUAUUUGAUAGAUACACAUUGCAUUAUAUUUUUCAUAUGCAAUCAUUAUGCUUGUUCAUUGCUAAACAUUCUGUGAUAUAUUUUGAUCUUUUUAAUUCCAUGAGAUAUGUUGUCAGGCAAAUCAUUACUGUUUGCUGAAGCAUUCCUACGGUUAGAUCUGCAUUAUCCAUAACAAUGUUUUUCCUGGAUUUCACUUUUAUCGUAAGUUACUUCAAUUGAUACAAUAACCAUUCUAAACAACUUCGAGGGUGAAUGGAGGAACUUUUCACAUGUUCAAAAAAUCUUGAUUAGUUUUUGAAGUAGACUAUUGGCUAAUUUCACCAUGUCAGUUAGUAUCUUAAAAUUUGACUAGGAGGUAGCUUUUGUAAUGUUAAAUUAUUCAAAGCCAAGUUUGUACCAACAUUGUUACAUUACUAGGAAAUUCUUGAAGUAAUCAUUUGUCUUUGUGCACAUAUUUAUUCUAAAAGUGCUCAAAGCUGGUAAAAGAAAUAGUUUUAUUUUUCUAUCACAUGUGAUAUUGGUAAACUAUAAAUUAUAAAAGACAGUAGAUUAUCUGCAUUACAGGAAAAUUUGAUCUGCAGAUGUCUUUCUUUGACGGAAAAAUCUUCUUUGUUAUUUUUUAUAUUGUAAAAAAGUCCUAGUUCUAUGAAAAUUUAUUUAUUUCUUUUGUUACUGUGUUGGAAAUACAGUGAGUUACAGCACUAGUACUUGCUACUGUAAAUAAGAUUUUUUUUGAAUUUUGAUAUAUUUGUGGCGAAUAUUAUAUACAAUAACUAGAAAUUUAAGGUGUGUAACCCCACCAGAUCCAUACACUUUAUCCAUUGUUUUAUCUUUAAAGAUACAUGUCAGUCUGUAGUAACAUGUAAACUGUCAUUUAAGUCUGGUAGCUUACCACCGUUUCAGCCAUUAACAGUUAGUUCCUUUGGUAUACAUUAUGGAGCGUUGCUUUAAUCCGAACCAAGUUUACUGUAAGUAAACAGACCAACAUUAAAAUGUAAAUUGGCAACCAAAUAACAUGUAAGCAUUUCUUGUUAAGGCAAAAAGCCAGAUACAAAUAACUGAACAGAAGUUAUUUCAAACUUUGGUAGCCCAGGAACUAUACUUGUAUUUUAUUUAUUUAAAUGCAUUUCGUAUUCACCACAUUUUGCUCAAUUGAUAAAACAAUCACUGUUCUUUGUCCCUGUUAACAUUUUGUUGUGUGAUUAACAUAUUUCAUAACAGAGCUAUUGUUUUAUGUUUGUUUUCGUUUGUUGAAAUUAGUGUGCAUAACAGUCUGGUACUUGCCCCUUUUAUAUUGAUAGAGGGAUUGCAGACAAAUGGUUUAAAUGAGCAGUGCCAUGGGAAACCAACAUAGUAGCUUUGCGACCAGCAUGGAUCCAGACCAGCCUGCGCAUCUGCGCAGUCUGGUCAGGAUCCAUGCUGUUUGCUACCAGUUUCUCUGAUUGCAAUAGGCUUCGAAAGCAAACAGCAUGGAUCCUGACCAGACUGCGCGGAUGCCCAGGCUGGUCUGGAUCCAUGCUGGUCGCAAAGCCACUAUGUUGGUUUUCUCAUGGCACGGCUCAAAAACAUUUGUAGCGGAAGGGUGAGGAGUUUGUGUAAUAUAGUUCAGUUGUUUCUCCAUGGAGAUACACCUGUUAUAUUUCAAAGGUAAUUUGAGCCGUGCCAUGAGAAAACCAACAUAGUGGCAUUGCGACCAGCAUGGAUCCAGACCAGCCUGCACAUCCGCGCAGUCUGGUCAGGAUCCAUGCUGUUUGCUUUUAAAGCCUAUUGGAAUUGGAGAAACUGUUAGCGAACAGCAUGGAUCCUGACCAGACUGCGCAGAUGCGCAGUCUGGUCGGGAUCCAUGCUGGUCGCACACCCACUAUGUUUGUUUUCUCAUGGCACGGCUCAUUUAUCUACUUACCUGUAAUCUGCUACAAGCAUUUAGAGGAAAGGUAUUCUCAUCCAGAUUGUAACAGCUUACAUUGGCUGGCAAUUACUAUCACAGUCUAAUUUUAUCAUCAUAUUAUAGGCAAAUGUGAAUAUCAAACAUAGUACAUUUGAAUCCCGUCAAAGAUGACCAAAAGGUUAUUGCAUGGGUUUUCUGUGAGAACACUCAAACUGAUAGUUUUCUACGACUGAACCCUCAAACACAUUCUCACACCAAUAGUUUUCUGGAUUAUCAUUAAGCUGCCUCAUUUAUUUUCUAGUAAAGGCAGAGGAAACUUUGGAGUAGAGAUGUUGGUAGAAAUUAAUAAAUCUGACAUAAAGACAAGUUGAAUAUACUCUGUUUGAUAUACAUGCAGUAUCCUAAGAUUCUACGGAAACGUUUAUAACAUCGUGAAGCAUUUCUUUGUAUAUUUCUACACAUGCAGUUGAAACUCCCUAUCUCAAAGUUCAAGGGAUGUGUAUGUUAUUUUGAGAUACGCGAAAUUUGAUUUGAAAUUAUUUUUUUUUGCACAUAUUUUUUGGACUGUACUUGAAAACGUCUUCAAGAUUGCCGGAAUUUUGAAUUAAGCAUACUGGAGAUACGUAAUUUCAGCUGUAUGUAAAAACUUGCUUGACAAAUGUACACUGGAUAAUGGUCCUUGCGCUACUGGCAUUGUUAGUGUUUUGUUUGUUGUUUUAUGUCUCUUUGUAUAUCUUUGCACAAGUACACAUAGAAGGUAUGUUAUGUUUAAUGUUUUUUUUAUGUUUACUUGCCCUCUGUUUAUUUUAACACUAUGGGUUAUUUAAUAAGUUCGUAUUUUUGUAAAUAUUGGUUUGCAUAUCAUGAUGUGAAUAAAGAGGUUAAAAUACA